Exaiptasia diaphana is the source of this 443-nucleotide messenger RNA. RefSeq lists its product as uncharacterized. The transcript has 3 exons. The coding region runs from base 57 to 299 and encodes 80 amino acids. Lineage: Eukaryota; Metazoa; Cnidaria; Anthozoa; Actiniaria; Aiptasiidae. The record is from RefSeq and is a predicted model, not a curated record.
GCUUUUGCCAAUUCUUGGUAUACCUUUUUUUCAGGAGUACCAAGCAAAACAUAAAAAUGAUUGCUACUUGUCAUCUGUACCAUCUGGAGGUUUACGCUAAAUUGACGUGGGCUGGCUCAUUUGCAAACAUUGCAGUAAAGUCUCCUGGUGAUCUUAGUUGGUCUCCUAUACCAACUGAAUUAUUGUACUUGAACAAGCCAGGGUCAAGGAAUCUUCAUUUCAAUUUGACCAAAAAUAUCACUCCUCACAUAAGUCUUGGCUCAAACUUGGUGAUAAAAGGAGUACUAAGCAAAACAUAAAAAUGAUUACUACUUGUCAUCUGUACCAUCUGGAGGUUUACGCUAGAUUAUCAACUCAGUUAGACUCUGAAGUAACAUUUGCAAACAUUGCAAUAAAGCCUCCUGGUGAUCUUAGUUGGUCUCCUAUACCAACUGAAUUAUUGU